Molecule: messenger RNA, 2866 nt
Organism: Prionailurus viverrinus (fishing cat)
Lineage: Eukaryota; Metazoa; Chordata; Mammalia; Carnivora; Felidae
Gene: TNIP1
Product: TNFAIP3 interacting protein 1
Exons: 18
Coding region: 209-2116 (635 amino acids)
Biological process (GO): regulation of transcription by RNA polymerase II; cellular response to lipopolysaccharide; negative regulation of canonical NF-kappaB signal transduction
Source: RefSeq, a predicted model, not a curated record
GGUAGGGUGGCCCAACCCCCGACACUUCCUCGUCCCCGGCGCGGUCCUCCGCCCCGGCCGGGAGCCCGCGGAGUUCUGAGAGCCAGAUUCUGGCCGCGGCCCAUAACCUGUCCCUGGACCCGGGGCCGAGCGCGGAGAGCGGGGCGCUGUGUCCCAAGAUCCCCACCCUCAGCCAAGUGGGCACCACGGCAGGGGUGGAGCCACCCUCAUGGAAGGGAGAGGACCAUACCGGAUCUACGACCCUGGGGGCGGCGUGCCUCCAGGAGAGGCUUCCGCAGCUUUUGAGCGCCUAGUGGAGGAGAAUUCCCGACUGAAGGAAAAAAUGCAAGGGAUAAAGAUGUUAGGGGAGCUUUUGGAAGAGUCCCAGAUGGAAGCAUCCAGGCUGCGGCAGAAGGCCGAGGAGCUGGUCAAGGACAGCGAGCUGCUGCCACCGCCAUCUCCCUCUUUGGCCUCCUUUGACCACUUGGCUGAGCUCACAGGAAAGGAGGCAGAUGUCCCAGCAGCCCCUGCUGACCCUGCACACCCCAGCAACAAGGCAGAGCUGGUCCAAAAACCUCCAUCCAGUGGCACCUCGUCUGAAUUUGAAGUGGUCCCCGCCGAGGAGCAGAAUUCUCCACCGGCAAGUGGUGGCCAAGCCAGAAACACAAUGGAGUUGGGCCCCCUGCCCCACGAGGACACCAACCUGAUGCUGCACCUGCAGCGCCUGGAGACCACCUUGAGCGUGUGUGCCGAGGAGCCGGACCACAGCCAGCUCUUCACCCACCUGGGUCGCAUGGCCCUCGAGUUCAACCGGCUGGCGUCCAAGGUGCACAAGAACGAGCAGCGCACCUCCAUCCUCCAGACCCUGUGUGAGCAGCUUCGGAAGGAGAAUGAGGCCCUGAAGGCCAAGCUGGACAAGGGCCUGGAGCAGCGGGAUCAGGCUGCCGAGAGGCUGCGGGAGGAAAACAUGGAGCUCAAGAGGUUGUUGAUGAGCUGCGGCAAAGAGGAUACCUGUGGGCAGCUGGGCUUCCCAAAGACGGAAGGCGCAGGCAAGAAGGGGGUGGCCGGACAGCAGCAGGCUUGUGUGACAGCAGGUAAGAUCCCAGAGGUCGGGGCCUUGGGUGCAGCCGAGAAGAAGGUGAAAAUGCUGGAGCAGCAGCGCACAGAGCUGCUCGAAGUGAACAAGCAGUGGGACCAGCAUUUCCGGUCCAUGAAGCAGCAGUACGAGCAGAAGAUCACCGAGCUGCGCCAGAAGCUGGCGGACCUGCAGAAGCAGGUGACUGACCUGGAGGCUGAGCGGGAGCAGAAGCAGCGUGACUUUGACCGGAAGCUCCUCCUGGCCAAGUCCAAGAUUGAAAUGGAGGAGACCGACAAGGAGCAGCUGACAGCGGAGGCCAAGGAGCUGCGCCAGAAGGUCAAGUACCUGCAGGAUCAGCUGAGCCCACUCACCCGGCAGCGGGAGUACCAGGAAAAGGAGAUCCAGCGGCUCAACAAGGCCCUGGAGGAAGCACUGAGCAUCCAGGCCUCCCCCUCCUCUCCACCAGCUGCGUUUGGGGGCCCAGAAGGAGCUGGUGGCCUCCUAAGGAAACAGGAGCUGGUCACGCAGAACGAAUUGCUGAAACAGCAGGUGAAGAUCUUCGAGGAAGACUUCCAGAGGGAGCGCAGUGAUCGAGAACGCAUGAAUGAGGAGAAGGAAGAGCUGAAGAAGCAGGUGGAGAAACUACAGGCCCAGGUCACCCUGUCCAAUGCCCAGCUCAAAGCAUUCAAAGAUGAGGAGAAGACAAAAGAAGCCCUCAAACAGCAGAAGAGGAAGGCAAAGGCCUCAGCGGACCGUUACCACAUGGAGCCCCACCCAGAACACCUCUGCGGGGCCUAUCCAUACGCCUACGCACCCAUGCCAGCCAUGGUCCCACACCACGGCUUUGAGGACUGGUCCCAGAUCCGCUACCCCCCGCCCCCCAUGGCCAUGGAGCACCCGCCCCCACUCCCCAACUCACGCCUCUUCCAUCUGCCAGAAUACACCUGGCGGCCGCCCUGUGGAGGGAUGCGCAAUCAGAGCUCCCAAGUGAUGGACUCGCCCACAGCCAGGCCUGCGGAACCAGAGUCUACGAAAAAUGACCGUGAGGGGCCUCAGUGAGACCAGAUUAUGUCACUUGGCUCCACCUUCGUCUUGCCAGAGCCACCUGAUCUCAGAUUACUGAAAAACUAGAGGCCACGUUCUGUAUGCAGCCAGCGCCCCGGCCGGAUGGGAGGCUGAUGGGCCACCAGCUCGUGCCCCAGCCCGACCUGAACUGUUCACAGACUGGAGAGGCUCCACCCAGAAGGCUUCCAUCUGGGGCCCCUCCUGUGGAGUGGCCAGGAGAAACUCGCCACCCUGCCACCAAGUGGAGAGAGGCCUCAUCUGACUCUGACCUGCCAUGCUUUGCAGAAGCGCUGGGGGACGUCAGUCUCAAGAGUGGGGUCCAGCUGAGACCCCUUCCUUUCAAAACUUCCCCAGAAGUGGUUGCAGCCCCUCUGGGGACCACGUUCAGUUCAUGUGUGUGUUUGAUUUUCGCUUCAAGCUCUGUAGCAGCAGGACCUGCCCCAUGCCCAUCCCUUCCCCUCUGAGGAGCUGCAGGAAGGGCAGGUUUGCCCCCGGACACAGAAGAGAAUGACGGGGUGUUCCGUUGCAGGGCCCUCCACCUCCACCCACCAGCCUUGCUGGUGCCAUGACAGCCUGGGAUGAAGGCCACGCCAGUCACAUGCGCUGAGGGGCCCACCGUGAAGCUACCAGAGCCCCGGCCCUGCAGCUGGAGGCUUGUGGUGUCAGAGGCCCAGAACAGGGUGGCUGGCUGUCCCUGGGCAGCUGUUUGCACGAACCUUGGACAUAAAUCCAAGUUGAAGAUCA